Messenger RNA from Vicugna pacos (alpaca), 2971 nucleotides. It is a transcript of the gene SRPRA, whose product is annotated as SRP receptor subunit alpha. Gene Ontology annotation, molecular function: ATP hydrolysis activity; signal recognition particle binding; GTP binding. Gene Ontology annotation, cellular component: signal recognition particle receptor complex; endoplasmic reticulum membrane. The record is from RefSeq and is a predicted model, not a curated record. Lineage: Eukaryota; Metazoa; Chordata; Mammalia; Artiodactyla; Camelidae. Gene Ontology annotation, biological process: intracellular protein transport; SRP-dependent cotranslational protein targeting to membrane.
GUGCGGCUGAGCCGGUUUCCGGGGCCACUGGUGUGACGUGUCCCGCGCUUGACGCAGCAGGAAGCGGCGGCGAUCGCGGCCUGAGUUCCCGGCGCCGGCCCGGCUCCUCUCCCGCUGCCGCCAUGCUCGACUUCUUCACCAUUUUCUCGAAAGGCGGGCUCGUGCUCUGGUGCUUCCAGGGCGUGAGCGACUCAUGCACCGGGCCCGUUAACGCGUUGAUUCGUUCCGUGCUGCUGCAGGAAAGGGGAGGUAACAACUCCUUCACCCAUGAGGCACUUACACUCAAGUACAAACUGGACAACCAGUUUGAGCUGGUGUUUGUGGUUGGUUUUCAGAAGAUCCUAACACUGACGUACGUAGACAAGUUGAUAGAUGAUGUGCACCGGCUGUUUCGGGACAAGUACCGCACUGAGAUCCAACAGCAAAGUGCUUUAAGUCUAUUGAAUGGCACUUUUGAUUUCCAAAAUGACUUCCUGCGGCUCCUUCGUGAAGCAGAGGAGAGCAGUAAGAUCCGUGCUCCCACGACCAUGAAGAAAUUUGAAGAUUCUGAAAAGGCCAAGAAACCUGUGAGGUCCAUGAUUGAGACACGGGGUGAAAAGCCCAAGGAAAAGGCAAAGAACAGCAGAAAAACCAAGGGGGCCAAGAAAGAAGGUUCUGAUGGCCCUUUGGCUACCAGCAAAGCAGUCCCCGCAGAAAAGCCAGGUCCAGUGGGGCCUGAGAAUGGGGUGGAACUUUCCAAAGAGGAACUCAUACGCAGGAAGCGAGAAGAGUUCAUGCAGAAGCACGGGAGGGGUAUGGAGAAGUCCGGUAAGUCUGCAAAGUCAGAUGCUCCCAAGGAGAAGGGCAAAAAAGCGCCCCGGGUGUGGGCACUGGGUGGCUCUGCUCCCAAGGAAGUCUUGGACUACAGCACCCCCACCACCAACGGAGCCCCCGAGGUGGCCCCGCCUGAGGACAUCAACUUGAUCCGAGGCACUGGGCCUGGGGGGCAGCUCCAGGAUCUGGACUGCAGCAGCUCAGAUGACGAAGGGACGGCUCAAAACUCCACCAAACCCAGUGCUACCAAGGGGACUCUGGGUGGCAUGUUUGGGAUGCUGAAGGGCCUUGUGGGUUCCAAGAGCUUGACUCGUGAAGACAUGGAAUCUGUGCUGGACAAGAUGCGUGACCACCUCAUUGCUAAGAAUGUGGCAGCCGACAUUGCAGUUCAGCUCUGUGAGUCUGUGGCCAGCAAGCUGGAAGGGAAGGUGAUGGGGACGUUCAGUACGGUGACUUCCACAGUAAAGCAAGCUCUUCAAGAGUCCCUGGUGCAGAUUCUGCAGCCACAGCGCCGCGUAGACAUGCUCCGGGAUAUCAUGGACGCCCAGCGUCACCAGCGCCCUUACGUGGUCACUUUCUGCGGCGUUAACGGCGUGGGGAAGUCCACUAACCUUGCCAAGAUUUCCUUCUGGCUGUUGGAGAAUCGCUUCAGUGUCCUCAUUGCGGCCUGUGAUACGUUUCGCGCUGGGGCUGUGGAGCAGCUGCGGACGCACACCCGGCGCCUGAGCGCCCUCCACCCCCCGGAGAAGCACGGCGGCCGCACCAUGGUGCAGCUGUUCGAGAAGGGCUACGGCAAGGAUGCUGCCGGCAUUGCCAUGGAAGCUAUUGCCUUUGCACGAAACCAAGGCUUUGAUGUGGUGCUGGUGGACACGGCGGGCCGCAUGCAAGACAAUGCCCCUCUGAUGACUGCCCUGGCCAAGCUCAUUACUGUCAACGCGCCCGACUUGGUGCUGUUUGUAGGGGAGGCCUUAGUAGGCAAUGAGGCUGUGGACCAGCUGGUCAAGUUCAACAGAGCCUUGGCUGACCAUUCUAUGGCUCAGACGCCUCGCCUCAUUGAUGGCAUUGUCCUUACCAAAUUUGAUACGAUUGAUGACAAGGUGGGAGCUGCUAUUUCUAUGACCUACAUCACAAGCAAACCCAUCGUCUUUGUGGGCACUGGCCAGACCUACUGUGACCUACGCAGUCUCAAUGCCAAGGCUGUUGUGGCUGCCCUCAUGAAGGCUUAACAUGGCUUUUGCCCAAUACCAAAUCACCGCUUCCCCCCAAAGCCCCCAUCCCUGCAUCAAGACUGUGCUUCAGAGUAUGUGAGCGACUUGUCUUCAGUGUAGUUCAAAGGCAGAGCAAGGGGAGCUCCAGGGGCUUCCAGCUAGGUGGAGCUCCUAACCCCACUCCCUGUUCAGCCCAGCCUCCACCUGCAAGGAGGGCCUAGUCAUGUUAACAAUCACUGCCCGGUGCCCCCCCACCCCGGUCCUCCCUGUUCCUACUCAGGCAUCCCUUCACUCUGCCUAGAGACUCGGUCUCAUUACAGCUUUGACCAAUGGUUAGAAGAUCCAACACCAGAGCUUGGCUACUUAGGAAUUAGGGAAUGUCCGAACAUUGUUGCCAGCUCUGGGCCUUGAGUGGCACCUCUCCCCUAGGAUAGUCUUCAGGUCCCUGGGGCCAGGAUGACACCCCACAUGGUGGCAGUGUAUGGCCUGUUCUUAAUUGCUGCUAACUCGCUGAUGACCCCUCUCCCCGUUUACCCAAAGCAUCAGCUAGGCCAGAGAGGUGCUGCAGACGGGUGAAAGGGCAGUCCCCGCUUCCUCGGAAACACAGGGAGCCGAGCUGCAGUGCUGCAAGGGGCUUCUCAGCCUCCCAAACCACCUCCCAUUCUGAGAAUCCAGACAUAACUUUGCAUGUUCCCUUUCCUGGGAGAAAACCAGCUGUCAGAAGGGGAUACACGUGGCCCCCAGCCCCUUCUUCACCUGAGCAGUUCCUGGCUUUUCCUCCUCUCUACAGUGCCUGGUAGACAAGUGCUACGUUGAAGAAUACGAACCUUGUUGAGACUUGUCCGGUAGCUUGGUAUUACAGACGUGCUAUUAGUGCAAUAAGGUGAAGGCUGUCUGCCCAGAGAAAUACAUAAUUUAUAUAAGAAAAUAAAUUUCAUAAAUAAACCGCC